Molecule: messenger RNA, 2338 nt
Organism: Lolium rigidum
Lineage: Eukaryota; Viridiplantae; Streptophyta; Magnoliopsida; Poales; Poaceae
Product: P-loop NTPase domain-containing protein LPA1-like
Exons: 7
Coding region: 16-2052 (678 amino acids)
Source: RefSeq, a predicted model, not a curated record
CCGGCCCGACCAGCCAUGGCGGAGCCGCCGCCCAAGCUGCUGUACAUUGCCGUCGCCGACGGAGGCGGCCGGCGGGCGUUCCGGUACACGCGACCCGUCCUGCAGAGCACCCUCCAGCUCAUGGGCUGCAAGGCUCGCCACGCCUUCAAGAUUAGCAAGAGAGUAUUCAGUAUGAUGAAGAGUGAAUUCUUGGAGGCAUCAAAGUCAGAUAGGGCGGAUAAAGAGGAAAAUCCCCCUAAUGUUGGGGAAGAUCCAGAGAUGUUGAACCCAGAAAUACAGGAUGAAAGUAGUAGCAGCAUGCCAUUUGAGUUGUACAAGACCCAGACAACGAUUCUUGUUUCAAGAGAGAAGUUUCUGAAUGUUGCAUGUGAUGCUCUCUCUUCAUAUAAGUAUGUUGGACCAAACCAGAAGGCUGACUUGCUUCUUGCUUGCAGAAUUAAGGAGAGAAAGGAAUCGGUGACAGUACUGUUAUGUGGGACAAGUGGAUGUGGCAAGUCUACUUUAUCAUCUUUGCUGGGUAGUAGAUUGGGCAUCACGACAGUAAUUUCCACUGAUUCAAUACGCCAUAUGAUGAGAAGCUUUGCAGAUGAAAAGCAAAAUCCGCUUCUCUAUGCGUCAACCUACCAUGCAGGCGAAUACUUGGACCCUAUUGCAGUUUCUAAGUCAAAGGCAAAACGCCAGGCGAAGAAGCUCGCAAUGGUUUCUCAUCCUAACACCAAUGAAGGCAAAGAUGACACUUCAGAUGUUAAAUCUCAUCAUGGAGCCUCAGCAUUACCUCCUAGAACUGAGUUGAUCGGCAGCAAGCAGAUGGCAAUAGAAGGUUUCAAGGCGCAAAGCGAGAUGGUUAUUGACAGUCUGGACAGAUUAAUUACAUCCUGGGAAGAGCAGAAACAGUCUGUUAUUGUUGAAGGAGUUCAUUUAAGCCUCAAUUUUGUGAUGGGGCUAAUGAAGAAACAUCCUUCCAUAAUACCAUUUAUGGUAUAUAUUACAAAUGAGGAGAAACACAUGGAACGAUUUGCUGUACGUGCAAAGUACAUGACAUUGGACCCAGCAAAGAACAGAUAUAUCAAAUACAUUCGGAAUAUCAGGGCUAUCCAGGAAUACCUUUGCCACCGAGCAGACAAGCAUCUGGUUCCCAAGAUUAACAAUACUAACGUUGACCAGAGUGUGGCGGCCAUCCAUGCCACAGUUUUCAGCUGUCUUCGCAGGCGAGAAGCUGGGGAGCAGUUGUAUGAUCUCAACACAAAUACUGUUUCUGUUGUGGAUGAGGAAUACAGGAACCAGCGUGCAGCUAACUCCUUGGGUUCCAAGGGCAUGUUCCAGUUCAUUCAACGAAAGGGGUCUUCGAGGAAUCUGAUGGCUCUCCUUAAGCCUGAUGGUUCAGUUACUAAGGCUUGGCAUGUAGAUUCAAGUGACAGUAAUGGUAAUGGUAUUAGAAGCAGUGAUAAAUCAGUCAGAAAUCCUAUGGUUAACCCAUCACAAAUUGGGAAGGCAGAGUCAGUUAACCUCCAAUUCGGUUCUUUCGGGAUCAGCGCGUGGCUGAGUGAUACAGGUGGCACCAGCCAUACUGGAAGCGUAGAUGACCUGAAGGUUGAUGGCAUCGAGACGGGCAGUAGAAACUUCUCCUCAUGCUGCAGUUCACCAAAGUUGUCAGAUUGCGCUUCUAAAGAGCACAUGGACGAUUAUUCAGUCUAUGGUAGCGAAGAAGAUGCUGAUGACCCACCGGAUGCUGAAACUGAUGAAGAUCUAACUGACGAAGAAAGAGACGCUCAUGAGAUCGAAGCAGGCUCGGUCGAUGAGCACUCCACCAAGUCUGACGAGGAAUACGACGACCUAGCCAUGCAGGACGUGAUGGAGAACGGCGACUGCUCUGACGAUGACGAGCAAGCCACGGGUUCCGGCACCAGGAGCUUGCUAGCCCUGGAUGAGAACAUCCUCGGAUCGGCUGAUGGUGAUGAUGCCCUGGUGGAGGGCAGGUACCACCACAACAACCUGGACCUCUUCUUCAAGAUAUCAAAUGAAGUAGCCGCCAAGAAGAUGCCGUGCGCUUAAUGCUGCCGAUCCUGACGAACCCAUAAGGAGAAAAGCUGGUGGACACCACUGCCGGCAGUGAUUGUGCUUGUUCUCCGGUGGUGCUUCCAGUUGGAGCCUGCACCGGUUGUUGUACCCAUAUGGGCUUAUGUUGGUGGUUAUGACUGUUAGAGAUGCUUUGUCUAAUCUUAUUCCGGGUUAUGACUGUUAGAUAUGUUGGAAUCUGGGGCUUGCCCUUUUAUAGAACUGGAAUAAUGAAAAAAAAAGGUUGAAAAUUUCAUUUGUAUUUGUACAAGAAUCUCUUUGC